UUGCCUGCCUGCGGGUGCCGGGGGCGGGGAAAGCUCCUGUGUAGCUGCGCGCCGCGGGGCCGUCCCCUCCUUCCCUCCCUUGCGCGGGGCUGAACCCCGAGCCGAGGAGCAGAGUCGGCUCUGAGCGCACUGCCUGGCUUUUGGGUGGUAGCCACUGGAGGAGGAACAUGGCGCUCGUAGGCAAUGGUGCGGAGCUGGAAGCGGACGAGGAUAUCUUUGAAGAUGCUUUGGAAACCAUCCCUGUGUCUUCUCCAUCAGACAUGGAAGGGAGCAGCCACCACUUUACAGCAUUUGAUUCUAAACAGGCAUCUGGCCAUCACGAAGCAUCUAAUUUGAGCAGGUCUUCUAAUGCAUGUAUAAGACCAAGCCCUUAUAAACAUAUUGUGGAACAGCCUAGAAGGACAUCUGCAAAGAGGAGCGAAAUUUCAGACUUGGACAAGAAGUCAGCAUCAGCCAAGAUAAGCCUCAACACUGGCCUGGAAGAAUGUGCAGUGGCAUUAAACUUAUUUCUAAGUAACAAAUUUUCAGAUGCCUUAGAAUUACUUCGUCCAUGGGCAAAGGACAGCAUGUACCAUGCGUUGGGCUACAGCACCAUUGUGGUGUUGCAAGCUGUUAUGACCUUUGAGCAGCAAGAUAUCCAAAACGGCAUUUCCGCCAUGAAGGACGCUUUACAAACCUGCCAAAGAUACAGGAAAAAGAGCACUGUUGUAGAAUCUUUUUCAAGUCUUCUUUCCAGAGGAUCAUUGGAACAGCUGACUGAAGAGGAAAUGCAUGCCGAAAUCUGUUAUGCCGAGUGUCUCCUGCAGAAAGCAGCACUCACGUUUGUGCAGGAUGAAAAUAUGAUCAGCUUCAUCAAAGGCGGACUCAAAAUUAGAACAAGUUACCAAAUAUAUAAGGAAUGUCUUUCUAUCCUGCAUGUAAUUGAGAAGAACAAACUUGAGCAACAGUUAUUCUAUGAGUUCGAAGGGGGUGUCAAACUUGGAGUAGGAGCCUUUAAUUUGAUGCUGUCCCUUUUACCAGCAAGGAUUAUCAGACUACUAGAAUUUAUUGGAUUUUCUGGAAACAGGGAGUUGGGACUCAUGCAAUUACGAGAAGGUGCAUCAGGAAGAAGCAUGAGGGCUCCACUAUGCUGCUUGACUAUACUAGGUUUUCAUACUUACAUCUGUCUAAUACUUGGUACAGGAGAAGUGAAUAUUGUGGAAGCAGAGAGUCUCCUUGCACCCUUCCUCCAGCAGUUUCCAAAUGGCUCACUCAUGCUGUUUUAUCAUGCACGAAUAGAGCUGCUGAAGGGGAAUGUUGAAGAGGCACAAGAAACAUUCCGAAAAUGCAUUUCAGUUCAAGAAGAGUGGAAACAGUUCCACCAUCUCUGUUACUGGGAGUUGAUGUGGAUUUAUGUAUUCGAACAAAACUGGAUGCAGGCAUAUUACUAUUCAGAUCUGCUUUGUAAAGAGAGUAAAUGGUCCAAGGCAAUAUAUGUAUUCCUGAAAGCUGCAAUUUUGAGUAUGCUUCCAGAGGAGGAUGUAGUAUCAACGAAAGAGAAUGUGGUAGCUUUAUUCAGACAGGUGGAAAGCCUGAAGCAGAGAAUUGCUGGUAAAUCUAUUCCUACUGAGAAGUUUGCUGUGAGGAAGGCCCGACGGUACUCUCCCAUGUUGCCUGCACCUGUGAAGCUCGUCUUACCUGCCCUGGAAAUGAUGUAUGUCUGGAAUGGUUUUCCAGUAGUGAGCAAAAGAAAAGACCUUUCUGAAAAUUUGUUGGUAACUGUUGAAAAGGCUGAGGCAGCUUUGCAAAAAGAAAACUCGAAUGAUUACUUUACGGAUGAUGAGUGCCUGGUGAAGUUACUGAAAGGAUGCUGCCUGAAGAACUUACAGCGGCCCUUGCAAGCUGAAUUGUGUUUCAAUCAUGUUAUUCAAAGCGAAAAGCUACUGAAAUAUGACCACUACCUAGUGCCAUUUACUCUGUUUGAGUUGGCAUUUUUGCAUAAAAGCCAAGGAGAAAUGGACAAGGCAAUAAAGGUCCUAGAAACUGCAAGAACCAACUACAAAGAUUACUCCAUGGAGUCUCGACUACACUUCAGAAUUCAGGCAGCUCUUCACCUCUGGAAAAAACCUCCCUCAAAUUAAUCAGAACUUGAAGGAUAGAGUUUUCCCUCAAUUAGCACUGACAUCUGCUGUAGAUUAGGACUUGUAUUAAAGUAUAAAAGUGAUCUUGUAACUGAGAGACAAACUAAUUUUAUUGUCAAUAUUUUCUAUCAUCUGUUUGGUUUACUGUCAGACUACAUAAAUGUUUGUUUUUUCCUAAGGAAUGAUGUUCAAUACUAUCUAGAAAAUUCUUAUAUUUUGCCUCUCCAAAAAAAUUUCAUAUUAGAUUUGACUGGGGAGUGAAGAAGACUUUUAAAAGACUCACAGGUACAGUAAGAUCUAAUUAGAUUAUUUAUUUUUUUAAUGUGGAAAUUAAUAUUGUUUAAGUAGCAAAUGGGUUAUAAGUUGAGCCAUAUUUAGAUUUGUUGGCCAGUUAAAGUUCAGAUAUAUUUUAUUGCCUAGUUUUUAAAUUUAAGAAGGGAAAUAUAAAUCACCUAAACUCAAAAUAGCUUGACAAUGACCUUCUGAAGACUUCUGGAAGACAGGCACAGGGAUGCGUAGGGACGGAAUAAUGUUUCAGCUGCAUAGUAGGUUGAAGAGAACUGUAUCUAGAAAAGAUGAUGAAAUAGUAAGUUAUUUUUUUUAUUCUUCAUGCUGGUUAAAAAGAUGGUAACAUCUUUAAGAGACUAUCCUCUUUUUGAAUGUACUUAAAUCUAUUAUAAUAGCAAAAUUUGAAAAAAAAAAGUGUAUCUAAAUAGAGGAAGAAAAAGUCAUAUUUUGAGAAGUUAUCCUUAACCUUAGCAGUGAGAGUCCUACAAUAUAUAUGUUGAUUAUUUUUCAUAUAGGAAGCAAAGUGAAUUUCCUGCUGCUUUCAAUGAUAUGUGAGAUAGCAAUAAGUUUUACACUCAUGAAGUUGAUCUAAUUUUGUAAUCUCUCUAGGACUUUGCCAAUUACUUGUAAAUAUCUGGAUGGUGCUUAGUUCUUCAACUGGGAGAUGCAAUCGAGGGAUGGUGUGGAAGAGAGCUCCACUCUGUGGGGUCCUGGCUUUGCUACAGCUGCCAUCAAGUCUACUCCAACCAUCGACUAUGGAAAAAUAGGAAAACCAUUCUUAGCUUGUGAGUUCACACAAAAACAGGUGACGAGAAGGAUUUGACCUGCAGGAGUUUGCCAACUUCUGGUUUACAGAACAUCAGUUAGAACUCUCACUCUGAUGUCAUUUUGAAAACUUUGAAUUCUCCUCUGAAGUCUUCUAUUGGGCAUUGGGAAGGAGAUAGUCGAAGAGGUGAGAGGAAAAGGGGACAACUAACUAGCUAGUCAGAUUAACCAUGUUAACCAGUGGGGUCAGUGAGGUGACAUAUGUCUGUAUAUGCUCCAAUCCAACAGCUGCCUGUCUGAAGCCUUCAGAUAAAGAAAAAAAAUCAAUAAAUACUACUUCAAACAAACAAAAAAAGUAGUAUUUCCAAAUUUACCUUUUGAUAAGUUGUAGCUGACAUAAGGCUGAAGCAAAUAAAUAAUAGCUUAGUUAAAAACAGAAGAAAUAUUGAACUGGAAAACUCCCCUCCCUUUCUCUUUCUCUGAUGGUGAAAAUGGCUGCAACGCUUUACCUCUCUGUACCCAUACCCACUAAAGGUGACACUAUAACUCCUCCCAUCAAGGAGUGGAGUCUAGAUCCUGCCUCUUGAAGUUUUAAAAUAUCUCCUAAAUUCUUUGACACUCCUCCCAUAGAGAAAGAGGGCCUGUGUUCUCUCCCCUUGAAUCAGUGGUGUGACUGCUAGACAAGAGGGAAUACAGUGAAAGUGGCAUUGCACCAAUUUUGGGGCUAGGCCUUCAAAAACUAGCAGCUGCCAUUUCCUCUCUUGGGGUGCUUGCUCUUGGAAUCCAGCCUACAUGUUGUACAAAAGCUAAUCUGCCUCAUAUAUAGUCUCACACAGACAGGAAUUUGCUAGCCGUGUGAGUGCCUCAUCUUGGAAGUGGAUCCUCUAGUGCUAGCUGAGCUGCCCCAGCUGACAUCUAGUGGAUCAGAGAUGAGCUAUCCCAAUUCAGUCAGUUGGCAUAAUAGAGUUCACAAAGUUCAUGUUCUGCAUCCUAGGAAGGUGAGCAGCCAUCUAAGAUGUAGCUAUUGGUCGCUACUCAUCAGGAGCAAAAGAGAAAGAAGGCAACCAAAGACUCAGAGAAGAAACCAGUCUACAGAGCUAAGAGCCUACAUGAGCCACGGCAUCAUCUACCCUGAGACCAGAAGAACUAGAUGGUGCUACCACUAUUGACCAUUCUGAUCAGGCCACAAUAGAUGGACCCUGAUAGGAUGGGAGAAAAACGCAGAACAGAACUCAAACUCUUAAAGAAGUCCAGACUUACUGGACCAUUUCCAACUAUUGCCCUGAGAUACUCUUGAAUCGGAAUUAUCCGCUGAGGUCAAACUUUUAGUGAAACAACAUAGUGGCAUACAAAAUAAAGGAUAUGACCUGUGAGUAUGGUGCUUCAUUAAAAAACCAUCUAUAUGAGACCAAAAUGUCAACAAUUAAAGCAAAGAUAAGAGAAGGGCAGGGAAACUAGAGUACUGGAAAUGGAACAAUCAGAAUGCAAUUAAAGAGAAUGUCGACACAUUAUGAAAAAUGUAACUAGUGUUACUGAACAAUUUGUAUAGAAAUUGUAAAACAGGAACCUAACUACUGUGUAAACAUUCACUGAAAACACAAUAAAAAACUACUAUUAAAAAAAAAGAUAAGCAGCCCCCGCCAAUACCUGACCA
Messenger RNA from Trichechus manatus latirostris (Florida manatee), 4827 nucleotides. RefSeq names its product tetratricopeptide repeat domain 39B (gene TTC39B). Gene Ontology annotation, biological process: negative regulation of cholesterol storage; regulation of cholesterol efflux; regulation of cholesterol metabolic process. The record is from RefSeq and is a predicted model, not a curated record. Gene Ontology annotation, molecular function: protein binding. The coding region runs from base 168 to 2120 and encodes 650 amino acids. NCBI's taxonomy places the organism in Eukaryota, Metazoa, Chordata, Mammalia, Sirenia, Trichechidae. The transcript is spliced from 22 exons.